AACCGUCAAAACCGCCAACAUUCCCUCGCUACCUAUCUUCUUUCCCCAGCCAAAAAAGCCAACAAAAACUCUUCCUUACAACUUUUUCUCUGUAAGUUCAAAACCCCACCAUGAAAAAUUGAAAAUCAACCUCCCUCUGCUGCCAAAAAUUUGCAGAAAUUCAUUGCCAAGAGAUCUCGAGAAAGAAAAAGGCAAGCAGAGCUUAAAUUGGAUGAUAAAAUGCCUCAGCGAGUGAAUGAAGAAGAGAGAAUUGAAAGGAUCAUUCGUGAUCUAUUGAAGCUUCCAGAGAAUAGGAGAUGCAUCAACUGCAACAGUUUGGGUCCACAAUAUGUUUGUACAACUUUCUGGACAUUCGUAUGCACAAAUUGUAGUGGAGUGCAUCGAGAAUUCGCACAUCGAGUAAAAUCAGUGUCGAUGGCAAAAUUUAGUGUAGCAGAAGUUAAUGCUCUUCAAGCUGGGGGAAAUGAGCGAGCAAGGCAAAUUUAUUUUAAAGUGUGGGAUCCACAACGUAAUUCUUGCCCUGAUGCUAGUAAUCUUCAUCGAAUUCGAGAUUUUAUCAAGCAUGUUUAUGUAGAUCGGAAGUAUACCGAGGAGAACAGUUUGCUUCCAAUGGUUAGAACGAAACCCAAGUGUGAUACUUAUGAGAAGCAUUCUUUCGAAAGAGCUGGUAAUGUUGGGGGAGAUGACAUUUACGAACGGCAGUCGCUUGAGAAAUUUAGUCCAAUUGUGAUGAAUAACGAGAAAACUUUUAGAUAUUUCAUGGAACAAAGAAGUCCUCGGUACAAUCAGGAAAAUAUGAGAUCUGGGAGUCAUAAUAGGGGUCGUUCUUCUACUCGCUUUGAGAUAGUUGAUGAUAGGUAUCGCGAUGAUGGAGGUGUGAGGCGUUUUGAUAGGUAUUCGAGUAAAGAAUCCAGAACUGGAAAAAUGUCGCCCAAUUCUCAAAUGAUUCGGGAGACAAAUUCUCCAGCAAUACGCCCGGUCAAAGAUAUUUUAGGCGAGAAAGUUCUGCCUCUGAGAAUUGGUGAACCUCCUAAAGCCAAUGAUGGAAGGGAUAUUGAUGGCUCUGCACGAGACCGGCAGAAGGCAGCUGAUUCUACUAAUCCAAAUUCUGAAAACGAGAAACCAAAGGAAAACAAGACAGUAGAUUCUAGUAGCUUGAUUGAUUUUGAUGCCAACCCUGUGGUUCCUUCUAAAGCAGAGCCAGAGGUACAGCAAACGGCUUCAUCCGCUCCAUCACCCGCGGCCGAAAAGAUCUUCAAUGCUCCAAAUGGGAAUUCAUUGGAGUUCUUAUUAUUUGAAUUGUCAGCUCCUGUGGCGUUGCCUGUAGACAGUACACCACAAAUAUCUACCAGUGCUGAUGCUCUUUCAGGUGCACCUGUAUCUUUACCCGACAGUUCUGAUGCUAUGGAUGCAGGGUCGACAACUAGCAUCCCCAAAGUUUCGAAAGUCAUUGGACCUCCUCCUCCUUCAACUAUAGAGAAGGACCAAACAUUGCUGAGCAAUAGGACCAAUUCUUCGGGGGAAGUUGCCAAUGUACAAAAGUUACCUAAUGAUCAGGAAAAACUUCCUUCUGCCUCGCCUAAGUAUAGUCACUCUAAUACUCUGCAAAGUACAUCUGUUGAAACUUUAUAUGAUCAGGAUAAUAUAACAUCUGCAACAAAUGGUCGAGGACCGGUUCCAAAUACCCCGUCCGAGGAACCAUCUCAAGCUUCCUCCAAACCAACAAAGGAUACUGGAUUGGGAGACGCAUCAAAAUCUAUAGGACGAAAGGAACUUCCUGUGGACCUUUUCACAUUUAAUCACAUGGCAUCGGCUUCAGCAGUUCCUAGUUGGCAAGUGCGUGUACCUCAUGGAAUGGGAUAUGGCAUGCAAUUUUAUCCAGCUGCAAUGUCGAUGGAUCCUUCCACGAAUUCUGCAAAGCCAAGAAACCCAUUUGAUCUUGGUGAUGAACAGCCACAAAUUCAAGCUGCAAUGUUUCCGGCCAUGGAAUCUUUGCAUGGAGCUCUACCUAACAUGGCACCUCUAGUGGGUUUACAGCCUCAUCCAUCAUCGCCUUAUGCAUCAGCACUGGCUUCACAGGUUUCCCCUUAUGGGGUACAUAUUCCACCUGGAGCAUACACAGGGCAGCAAUUACUCCAUAACCCGCAGCUUACUAGACCACAAGAAAUUAGUCCUAAGUUUGGCAGUGGUGAAGAUGCCUUUGCCUCCCUAAACCCCGUUCAAAAGUCCAAAGGAAGAGACUCGUCUCCGGCUCCACCUUUUCCAUCAACUGGAGGAAAUCCAUUCGGAUAGUUUCUCGAACAAGAUGGCUAUGCCAUGGUCGACUACAUACAGCAAGUUUGGAAUUUAAUUUUCAAAAAAAGUUAAAUUAUUAGCUUAGCCAAACAUUUUUAAGUUUACUUUAUAUUGUAGAACAUAAAAAAUGGAGCAGAGGACACUAUUAUAUGUUUAGACAAAAGUUGUAUAUCAUGGGAUGAUAGUGUAAAUUUGUAGAGCUUGUGUUUCAAAUUACAAUAGACUGAUAUAUAGUAAUUUUUUGUGGAUUUUAACAAGCACACACACACAAGGUUACCAAUAAUCCUUAUGUAGGAGCUACAUUUAUUUUGUUUUUGGUACUUUUGUUGGCAUUAUAAAUGUCUAAAUAAUCUCAUAUGAGAUGUCACGUUAUCAAUAUGUUGGUUAGGUUGGACCGUAUCAGUAA
Molecule: messenger RNA, 2701 nt
Organism: Olea europaea var. sylvestris
Lineage: Eukaryota; Viridiplantae; Streptophyta; Magnoliopsida; Lamiales; Oleaceae
Product: probable ADP-ribosylation factor GTPase-activating protein AGD14
Exons: 14
Coding region: 220-2292 (690 amino acids)
Molecular function (GO): GTPase activator activity
Source: RefSeq, a predicted model, not a curated record